This is a messenger RNA of Aspergillus sclerotioniger CBS 115572, 1797 nucleotides long. RefSeq names its product putative arachidonate 5-lipoxygenase. The record is from RefSeq and is a predicted model, not a curated record. Gene Ontology annotation, molecular function: metal ion binding; oxidoreductase activity, acting on single donors with incorporation of molecular oxygen, incorporation of two atoms of oxygen. Gene Ontology annotation, biological process: lipid oxidation. Lineage: Eukaryota; Fungi; Ascomycota; Eurotiomycetes; Eurotiales; Aspergillaceae. Bases 1 to 1797 code for a protein of 598 amino acids. The transcript has 3 exons.
AUGUUUUUAAUAAUUUCCUAUGCUACUGCAUGGCCAAUGAUUCCCAGUCAAGCAGUUCUCAACCCCUCCGCAUCCCUCCCUGAUGACCAUGGUCUUCAGUAUAGCCUUCCUAUGUUUGACUUACAGCCCUGGGAACGAGUAGAAGAGGUCCGGCUAGCCCGCGAGGGAUACCUAUACGGACCUCCUUUGCUCGGAAAUACAUCCUUCUUUCCUACCGGGGUUUUGGGGGAUGCCAUGGUCGCCCGAGACAGAGCUCAGUGGUUCAGAGAUGUGGAAUAUGUCACCAACAAUGUGUACCCAGAAUCGGACCAGGCAGCUGCGGCAUUGAUAAAGGCGGGAGGCAUACAAUCGCUUUCUAGUUAUGAAGUUAUCUACAAAGGCCAAUGGGCCUCUACCCUCCCAGACGGAGUCGCCGCUGGGAUGUUGACCAACUGGACGCAGGAUCUGCUGUUCUCCAUGGAACGGCUCUCUAUCAAUCCCUAUGUGGUCCGGCGUCUUCAUCCCAGCAAUGAUCAUCUGCCAUUUGGAGUUGACGACGCGGUGGCCCGGCAUCUGACAGCAGGCAGAACCCUGGCCGUCCUGCAUCAAGAAGGACGUCUCUUUUUUGCCAAUCACUCCUACCAGGCCGCAUAUCCCAAAACAGCUGGCCGCUGGACAGCCGCCUGCUCCGCUUACUUCUUCAUUCAUCCUCACUCGGGGGAUUUCCUUCCACUGGCGAUCAAGACCAACAUGGGCAGUGACCUUAUCUACACACCAUUAGACGAGCCCAAUGACUGGCUUUUUGCCAAGAUGGCUUUCAACAUGAAUGACCUAUUCCAUUCGCAACUGUACCAUCUAGCAAAUACGCACGAUGUGGCAGAGCCUGUCCACCAGGCUGCCUUGCGGACCAUGAGUGCUCGUCAUCCCGUCCGUGGAUACAUUGACCGCUUAAUGUAUCAAGCGUAUGCCGUCCGACCCAUUGGCGAAGAAUUUCUGUUCAACGAGGGAGGAUUCUACGACAGUUCCUUCGCGCUUCCAAACUGGGCCGGCAAGAAAUACGCCACUGAUGCUUACUGGGAGCACGCAGGCCACUUCCGGGCCACGGGCUUUUACCGGGAUCUUGCGGACCGUGGGUUAGUGGACUGUUCAUACGGGCCUCCAUUACGGUCCUUCCCGUUCUACGACACGGUGGCGCCCAUGGUCAAAGCCAUCGAAGACUUCACCCGCGUGUUCGUAGAGUCCUACUACCCAGAGGGCAGCCUGAUGGGCGAGGACCACGAGCUCCAGGCCUGGAUUCUAGAGGUCAACGAAGCGGCCAAGGUGAUUGACUUUUUCCCGGCCCCGUUGCUCGCUCGCACAGAUCUCAUCGCCAUCAUGUCCCACAUGGCGUUCCUCUCGGGGAUUGCGCAUCACGCCCUCAAUGGCGCAACGGUCGGAGAGGCGCUGGGGGUACUUCCUCUUCACCCAUCCUCCUUUAGCCAGCCUCUCCCCGACACCAAGGGAAGCAUCGAUUCCCUACUUCCGUGGUUGCAUAAUGAGACCGAAGCGCUGAAGCAGGCCUCGCUCCUUGUGCGGUUUAACCGGCCGUUACUGGACGGACAGAAAGGGAAUCUUCCUCAUAUGUUCUGGCAAUCGAGGUUGUUGGCACCGACGGGGAGCGAUGUCCACCUAGCAGAGAAGAAAUUUCGGGAGACGAUGUUGAGCAUCAGCGAUGAAAUCCGGGCCCGGCACUUCGAUGAGCAAGGAUUGUCCCAGGGGAUGCCGUUUAUCUGGAGGUCUAUUGACCCUCGGAAGAUACCCUAUUACUUGUGUGUGUAG